AUGAAUGAAACAUUACCAAAUCAAAUAAAUGAAACAUUGACGAACAAAAUGAAUGAAACACUGACGAAUCAGAUAAAUGAAGCAAUAAAAAAUCAAAUAAAUGAAACAUUGACAAACAAAAUGAAUGAGACAUUGACGAAUCAAAUAAAUGAAGCAAUAACAAAUCAAAUGAAUGAAACAUUAAAAGAUCCACUAGAUAAAAUUAAUAA
Messenger RNA from Dentiscutata erythropus, 209 nucleotides. The record is from the annotation of a GenBank genome assembly. Lineage: Eukaryota; Fungi; Glomeromycota; Glomeromycetes; Diversisporales; Gigasporaceae.